AACGCUCUCGUCUGCACCUCUCCAUUGCUUUCCACCCUCGCCCUCCUCCUCCACCUCCACCCUCUCAUCCCCCCGCGCAUGUUGUAGUCUGUAGAGCUGCAAUGGCGGCCCUCGCAACCCCCUCCCGACUCUCCGCGCGACUGGCGCAAAGAUGCGCACCCCGAGCUCCGGCGCGCAGAGGCUUCCGAGUCUGUGCGAGAAACCGAGCAGCACAAAACUACACCAUGCCCGCCCUCUCCCCCACCAUGAGCGAAGGCAACAUCGCCAGCUGGAAAGUGAAGGAGGGCGCCUCCUUCUCCGCCGGCGACGUUAUCCUCGAAAUCGAAACGGACAAAGCGACCAUGGACGUCGAGGCGCAAGAUGAUGGCAUUCUGUUUAAGAUUAUUGCGGCUGAGGGCGCAAAGGGCGUGCCGGUGGGGCAGCGGAUUGCUGUGUUUGCGGAUGUUGGGGAUGACUUGGAGAGCUUGGAGGUGCCUGCGGAGGAGAAGAGUGCGAGCAAGUCGCAGGAGCAGAGAAAAGAGGAGUCACAGCCUAAGCAGAAGGAGGAGGAGGAGGAUUCAAAGCAGACAUCUGAGAAGGGGAGCAGCGGUGGGAAAUCUGCAGAUGCUACACCGACGGCUUCGCCCGCGAAGGAGGAAACCACUUCAAAGCAAGGAGGCAACACGGCCAGGCAGAAAUACCCCCUCUUACCCUCUGUCGAGCAUCUGCUACACGCCAACGGCUACUCGACAAGCGAAGUCGACAAAAUCCCCACUUCCGGACCAAACGGCCGCUUGCUGAAGGGCGAUGUGCUCGCCUACCUCGGCCGCAUCAACAAAGAAUACCCAGAGAAGCAGUCGAAGCGCAUAGAAAAGCUCUCCCAUCUGGACCUCUCCAACAUCAGAAUAUCAAAGAAGGAGGCGACGAAACCCGCCCAAGCAGACAAAGCGAAAUCAGCCGCCGCCGAGCUUCCCCAGGAGACGGAGAUUGCGCUACCCAUCACCCUAUCCGCCGUCAUCGCCACGCAAAAACGCGUCCAAGACUCCCUAGGCAUCUUCCUCCCACUAUCCACCUUCAUCGCCCGCGCCUCCGAACUCGCAAACGAAGACCUCCCGCCCAGCAGGAACCGCAAACCCACCGCCGACGAACUCUUCAACUCCGUUCUAGGCCUCGAUCAGAUCCACCACUCAUCCCGGGGUUCCUUCAUUCCUCAAAUCAUGGGCAUCUCCAACCCUCCUCUCGUAGCUUCUAGGGCGUUGGCGAAGAAGCCGGACAUCAUUGACUUCUUGGCUCCCAAGGCUGCGAAGCGCAAGGUGUCUCCUGUUACUGCUGCGCCGGCGGCUGUGGGUGUGUCGCCUAGCGGCAAUAUCUUCUCGGUCACGGCUAGAGUGGGCGAGGAAGCGCGGGCGGCGGAGUAUCUGGAGCGGAUGAAGGUGGCGCUUGAGCAGGAGCCGGGCCGGCUGGUAUUGUGAUUGUGUAUGUGCUAUAUGUCUGUAUAGUGUGUUGCUUAGCGAUUCAUUGAGCAUACCGUGCCACAAAUACACGCUAAAUGCAUCGCCUCGACUCCUUCGCGGCAGCAGCACAAAGCCUUGCACGAGUCA
Neohortaea acidophila is the source of this 1580-nucleotide messenger RNA. RefSeq lists its product as uncharacterized. The transcript has 2 exons. Gene Ontology annotation, cellular component: pyruvate dehydrogenase complex. NCBI's taxonomy places the organism in Eukaryota, Fungi, Ascomycota, Dothideomycetes, Mycosphaerellales, Teratosphaeriaceae. Gene Ontology annotation, molecular function: dihydrolipoyllysine-residue acetyltransferase activity. The record is from RefSeq and is a predicted model, not a curated record. Gene Ontology annotation, biological process: pyruvate decarboxylation to acetyl-CoA. Bases 102 to 1451 code for a protein of 449 amino acids.